Elaeis guineensis (African oil palm) is the source of this 2030-nucleotide messenger RNA. RefSeq names its product phosphatidate cytidylyltransferase 1. Gene Ontology annotation, cellular component: endoplasmic reticulum membrane. The record is from RefSeq and is a predicted model, not a curated record. Lineage: Eukaryota; Viridiplantae; Streptophyta; Magnoliopsida; Arecales; Arecaceae. Gene Ontology annotation, molecular function: phosphatidate cytidylyltransferase activity.
AAAACAAUGAAAUGAAAUGCCGAGGUUCCAUCUUUCGAACGAAUCCGCCGUGGAAUGAUAGCUUUACGAUCGGUGCAGGAGGAUGAAAGAUCUCCGGUGGGGACUUGUCCGGGUCUUCCUGCCGCCGAUGCAACGAAACCCUCUUCCUCAUCCACCUCCCUUCUCUUCAAACCACCGCCCCGAGAAAAAGACCGGAAGGCUGCGCUCUACCAUCUCUAUUGCUAGUUUACUACUCCACCCAAAAUCCCCUCCUUUGUAAGCCGUUCUUUGAGCUACGUCUAGACCGGAGGCUCUUAAGAUUUGCCGUGCGCUUUCCUCCCUUCUCUCUCUCAGCUCUCUAAGCCCAAAGGUAGCAAGGAUUGUUGCCACUAUCUGCUAUCUGUGGAUCCCAUUUUUCUUGGCGAUCAUAGAGAAUCUUACGAGCGAAAUUCGAACUGUCAAAGGGAUCGCCGCCUUGGAGUAGUGACGGAGUCUCAUUGUUAUCUGUGAUCUUUUCGUUCCGGUGAGGCGUGGUAAAGGAGUCAUUUUGGUAGAUAACAAAAUAAAGCAACUAUGCAAAAGGAUAGCAGCUCCAAUGACACUCCAUCAAAUCAUCUGGGGCGGGUUCGGCAUCGGAAACGCUCAACUGAGGUUUCUCAAGAUGCAAAUAAAGCAAAUGGGGCAAAUUUGCUUGUCAAUGACCGCAACAAAUACAAAUCAAUGCUUAUUCGUACGCAUUCAUCAUUGUGGAUGAUAGGGGCUUUUGCAUUUAUAAUCUACAUGGGUCAUCUAUAUAUCUGGGGCAUGAUUGUUGUCAUCCAAAUCUUUAUGGCAAGGGAGCUGUUUAAUUUGCUUAGGAAAGCUAAUGAAGACAGACAGCUUCCAGGUUUCAGGCUUUUAAACUGGCAUUUUUUCUUCACCGCAAUGUUGUUUACUUACGGACGCUUUCUCAGCAGACAGCUUGUCAAUACUGUUACUUCAGAUAAAUUGCUAUAUCAGCUUGUGAGCGGGCUUAUCAAAUACCAGAUGGUUAUCUGCUAUUUCCUAUAUAUUGCAGGUUUUGUAUGGUUUAUUCUUACACUAAAGAAGAAGAUGUACAAGUAUCAGUUUAGCCAGUACGCGUGGACUCACAUGAUCCUUCUAAUAGUUUCUGUCCAGUCCUCUUUCACUGUCGCAAAUAUAUUUGAAGGAAUAUUCUGGUUUCUUUUGCCAGCGUCGCUUAUCGUCAUCAAUGAUAUUGCUGCAUAUUUCUUUGGAUUCUUUUUUGGGAGAACACCUUUGAUCAAACUUUCUCCAAAGAAAACUUGGGAGGGUUUCAUCGGUGCAUUAGUCACAACCAUGUUCUCCGCUUUUGUGCUAGCAAAUCUAAUGGGUCGCUUCCAGUGGCUAACAUGCCCAAGAAAGGACUUGUCUACGGCAUGGCUUCACUGUGAUCCUGGGCCAAUGUUUAAACCAGAAUAUUAUUCUUUACAGGGAUGGGUGCCUCAAUGGUUUCCUUGGAAGGAAGUACCAAUUUUGCCUGUGCAGUGGCAUGUUCUUGCUCUUGGUCUAUUUGCAUCAAUAAUAGCACCAUUUGGAGGUUUUUUUGCAAGUGGUUUCAAAAGGGCAUUUAAAUUUAAGGAUUUCGGUGAUAGCAUCCCUGGACAUGGUGGAAUUACUGAUAGAAUGGAUUGCCAAAUGGUUAUGGCAGUUUUUGCGUACAUAUACCAUCAAUCUUUUGUGAUGCCUGAGAGCUUUUCGGUUGAAAUGAUUCUGGACCAGAUACUAAGGAACCUUACCUUUGAGGAGCAGCAAACUCUGUACGAGCAACUUGGGAAGAUCUUUCAAGACAGACAGGCUAUGCCACCCUAAAACCAUCUGAUUUACUUUUGUUAGUUGCAGUGCUUGUGAAACGGUGUGCUCUAAAUAUUUGAUCCAUCAACAUGGUUUUAAAUGCUUUGUAUAGCUCCUUAAACCAUGUCAAUUUGAUGAAUCUUUAGUCUUAGAACCCUUGUAUGGUCUUGAAACCGUCCUUGCGCUUCAAGAGAAAAAUGAACAUUCCAUUCGAAACA